CAUUUUUCACCAAUAUAUCAUAAAAAGCAAUCUAGAUGAAAGAAAUAAUUUCUUUGCAUAUAGGAUAAGCAGGAAUCCAAUUAGGAAAUAAUUGUUGGGAAUUAUUUGGUCUAGAACAUGGGAUUUAACUGGAUGGUUAUAUGACAUAAGAUAAGACAUUGAGAAUUAACGAUGAUGCAUUUCAGAAUUUCUUUUCAGAAACUGGAAAUAACAAACACGUCCCAAGAUCUUUAUUUAUUGAUUUAGAUAAGAAUAGUAUUGAUGAAUUGAGAAGAAGCCAAUUUAGAGAAUUAUUUGGACCUUAAUAAAUGAUUUCAGGAAAAGAUGAUGCUGGAGGCAUUUAUGCAAGAGGCUACUAUGGAAUAGGUAAAAAUAUCAUAGAUGCCUGUAUGGAUCGAAUUAGAUAGUUAACUGAAGAUUGCAUGGGUCUUUAGGGAUUUAUAAUAUUUCAUUCUGUUGGUGGAGGUACUGGCUCUGGAUUUGCAUCUUUAUUAUUGGAAGCAAUACACGAAGAAUAUGGUAAGAAAUCAAAGAUUGGUUUUGCCAUUUUUCCAUCUCCUAAAAUUUCAUCUUCUAUUGUUGAACCUUACAAUACCGUAUUGUGUGAAAGUGCAUUAAUUGAUCAUAACGAUGUUUGUAUAUUAUUCGAUAAUGAGGCCAUAUAUGAUAUUUGCAAUAGACAUUUGGAGAUAGAAAGGUGUUCUUAUACAAAUUUAAAUAGAAUUAUAGCUUAGGUAUGUUCAUCUUUAACACUUUCAUUAAGAUUUGAUGGAUAGCUGAAUUCAUAGUUGGAUGAUUUUCAAACAAAUUUAGUUCCUUAUCCUAAAAUUCAUUUUAUGCUAUCAUCAUAUGCACCAAUUGUUGCAGCAUAAAAAGUAUAUCAUGAACAACUAACUAUUUCUGAAAUCACUACUUCUCUUUUUGAAUCUUAAAGCAUGAUGGUUAAAUGUGAUCCGAAUCAUGGUAAAUAUAUGGCAAGUUCAUUGUAUUAUAGAGGAGACAUAAUACCAAAGGAUGUUAGUGCUGCACUUGCAUAAAUAAGGUCAAAUAAAACAGUCUAAUUUGUUGAUUGGUGUCCGACAGGAUUUAAAUUAGGUAUUAAUUAUUAACCUCCUGUUUUUGUUAAUGGAGGAGAUUUGGCCAAAGUAACAAGAUCAGCAUGUAUGAUCUCGAAUACAACUGCAAUAGCAGAAGUUUUUGCAAAAAUAGAUUAUAAGUUUGAUCUCAUGUAUUCCAAAAAGGCGUUCAUUCAUUGGUACAUAUAGGAGGGAAUGGAAGAGGGAGAGUUCAUUGAAGCAAGAGAAAAUAUUUCAGCCCUUGAGAAGGAUUAUUCUUUUUCGAUUGAAGCAGCUGAAGGAGAUGGAGAGAACUAUGAAGGAUGAUAUAUUAUCAUUAAAUCUUAUGAUA
Molecule: messenger RNA, 1407 nt
Organism: Paramecium octaurelia
Lineage: Eukaryota; Ciliophora; Oligohymenophorea; Peniculida; Parameciidae
Source: the annotation of a GenBank genome assembly